UGGAUAUAUCUCUAUAUCUCUCUUUGAUCUGUGUACAUCCAACCGCCCUCCCAUCAGACUGGCAUUUGAUUCUUUUCAUCCCGCAUUCUCAUGCACACUAAUGCACACACACGCAUGUCGUUUAUCUUGCUCUUUUUCGGCGAAUGAACUUCUCUCACUCGUUUCUCGAAAAGGCCCUUUAUUUCUCUCAAAUUACCUCAAUUCUUCCUGCUCUUGCUCAAAUACAAAGGACUUUCCCACUAUUCUAAAUAAUAUCCUUCCAAAAUAUAUCCCAAACAAUACAAGCCAUUAUCUCCCUCGCUUCCCAAUUAUGCUGCUUGCUCCCUCUUCCUCUUAAUAUCUCCCUCUUUUCUACUUUCACUUCUACUUCCACUUCUACACCUACCUCUACCUUUUCAAUAUGACUAUCACCAACCAACCAAACUCAACUCCCUUCAUUGUUUCAUCUCCUGGAAAAGUCAUCAUUUUCGGUGAACAUGCUGCUGUCUUCGGAAAACCUGCUAUCGCUGCUGCUGUCUCCUUGAGAACAUACCUACUAGUCGCUCCCAGCAAGGACCCCAACACAAUCAAUUUAAACUUCCCCGAUAUAAACUUCUCUCACAAAUGGAGCAUACAUGAUAUACCUUGGUCAAUAAAAGACAAUUUCAACAACAACGACGACGACAACAACAACACAAAUGACAAAAACAUCCCCAAGCCUGACGACGAACUAGUUCCCGAAUACGUCUCUUCCUUAUCUGAACUUAUCCUCGACAUCAAUGACACCAUCCACUACUGCUCUGCCUCUGCCUUUCUCUAUUUGUACUUGAACCUAUGCUCCCUCUCCACUAUCGGACACACCUUCACCAUAAGAUCAACCUUACCCAUCGGUGCAGGCCUUGGUUCGUCUGCCUCUAUGGCUGUUUGCUUAUCUUCUGCCUUGUCCUAUUUAGGAAACCAUAUUCAAUCUCCUUCCAUCAAAAAUAACGACUUCACCACCAUAGAUUCACCAGACUCUCUAUUCAUAGACUCUUGGGCCUUUAUGGCCGAAAAAUGCAUACAUGGUAAUCCCUCAGGUAUCGAUAACACUGUCUCUUGCCAUGGUGGUGCUAUCAUGUUCCAAAGAAUGAAAUCCUCGAACCCCAGUAUUAGAACAAAAAUGAGAAACUUCCCUUCUUUAAAUCUACUACUAACCAAUACAACUCAUCCCAGAAAAACAGCCGAUUUAGUCGCAAACGUAUCCUCCUUCACAAACGAGUUCCCAAAAACUAGUGGCUCCAUCUUGGAUGCUAUUGAAAGUUUAACAAGAGAGGCCUAUAACAUAAUGAUUCGUCCAUUUUUCGAUAAUGACGCCAAAUUCAAAAUCAGCCAAUUGAUCAGAAUCAACCAUGGCCUAUUAGUAUCUCUCGGUGUCUCUCACCCAACCUUGGAAAAUAUUAAACUACAAUGCGAUUUAAUGGAUAUUGGUGAAUCAAAAUUAACCGGUGCAGGUGGUGGUGGUUGUGCUAUAACUAUUCUCAAAGACGAUGCAGAUCAAUCAAAAGUAAGCCAAAUAAUCACCAGUUUCAAAAAUGAGGGCUACAAAACUUAUCAAACAACUUUAGGCGGCAAAGGUGUUGGUUUACUACUACCAAACUAUGUUGAUAUAAACAAUAUUAAUACUAAUACUAAUACUAAUACUAAUACUCAUAUUAAUAGGAACCCCAAUUAUAGCAAAAUUUUCACUCAAGAUGGCUUCUUGAGUUUCAAAACUCAAAAAGAAAUUGAGAAUACUUUUGGUGUUCAAAACGCUCCAGAUUGGAGGUUUUGGUAGAUUCUUUUACCCUCUUCCUUUUAUUUCAAUAUUUUAUUAAUAUUCUUUUCACUACUUUAUUAUAAUACUAUUUUUGACUUUUUGGCGCAUGAAACUUAACUUAUUAAUAUUCACAUUUUAUUUUUACCUUUUAAUUAUGACUAUACUUUUAUAUUGAGAAACCUAUAUAGCCCAGUUUUUUCUAUAUUUAUUUGUUUCCUCAUCUUAUUUUACUUUUUUUUUAAGUUAUAUAUCAAUAUUCUUUCCCCCUAUUUAUAAAUAAUAAAUGAUUUGGUUUAUAUCAAAGAAAUUUAAUCCAAAAAUCUAAAUUAUUCUGAUUUCAACUGUUCACCAUUUUAUAACUAAAUUGAUCUAAAGAUAUUUAAUGGUCAUUUAUUACUAUCGAAAACCAAUAAUGAUUUGAAAUCGAAAUAAUACCGAUCAAAAUA
This is a messenger RNA of Ascoidea rubescens DSM 1968, 2220 nucleotides long. Its product is annotated as mevalonate kinase. The record is from RefSeq and is a predicted model, not a curated record. Gene Ontology annotation, cellular component: cytoplasm. Gene Ontology annotation, biological process: isoprenoid biosynthetic process; ergosterol biosynthetic process. Gene Ontology annotation, molecular function: mevalonate kinase activity; ATP binding. The coding region runs from base 401 to 1792 and encodes 463 amino acids. NCBI's taxonomy places the organism in Eukaryota, Fungi, Ascomycota, Saccharomycetes, Ascoideales, Ascoideaceae. The transcript has a single exon.